Molecule: messenger RNA, 1979 nt
Organism: Pimephales promelas (fathead minnow)
Lineage: Eukaryota; Metazoa; Chordata; Actinopteri; Cypriniformes; Leuciscidae
Gene: ubtd2
Product: ubiquitin domain containing 2
Molecular function (GO): protein binding
Source: RefSeq, a predicted model, not a curated record
UUUUGUGAGCAGGCAGCACACUAGGGUUUGAGUCACGGCCGCGUGUGCAUACACCCACCCCGCCUCUCUCCAGCUGAUGCCCGCGCCCUGUCAAUCUCUAUCCCGGCAGAGAGGGAGAGGACGGGGGGAAACCGAACCAGAGCGGGUCCGCGGGGGGAAGAGGCGCAUGAAAACAUCCAUGGGUGGCUGUGUGGGCAGUCAUCAUGAUUCUUCAGGCAGUUUAAACGAAAACUCGGACGGAACCGGAGUUGCACUGGGCCGAAACCAGCCCCUGAAGAGAGAGAAGCCCAAAUGGAAGAGCGACUACCCAAUGACCGAUGGCCAGCUGCGCAGUAAGCGUGAUGAAUUCUGGGACACGGCACCGGCUUUUGAAGGUCGCAAGGAAAUCUGGGAUGCACUUAAGGCGGCUGCCCAGGCCUUCGAGAGCAACGACCACGAACUUGCUCAAGCCAUCAUUGAUGGCGCCAGCAUAACGUUACCACACGGCGCUCUGACCGAGUGCUAUGAUGAGCUGGGGAACCGCUACCAGCUGCCCGUCUACUGCCUCUCCCCACCCGUCAACAUGAUCGAGGAAAAGAGCGAGUCGGAGACCAUCGAGGUCCCAGAAGCUCCAGCUUGCGAGGGCCACGAGUGCCAGUUGCGUCUCCGUCUUUCCACGGGCCGGGAUCUGCGCCUGGCGGUCCGCACCAGCGACAGCGUCCAGCAGAUGAAGCGGCGUCUGCAGGCCCAGGAGGGCGUGGCGUCCACCAGCCAGCGCUGGUUCUUCUCCGGCCGACCGCUCACCGACAAGAUGAAGCUGGAAGAGCUGAAGAUCUCCAGAGACUAUGUCGUUCAGGUGAUCGUCAGCCAGCCUCCCGCAACCCCACCACUGCCCCAAAACCCCACGCCUGUGGAAAACUAAUGCCUCCGACAUUACACACCGAGUGUGUAUGCGAGAACCAGGAUUUCUCCUAUUCGGGAUUGGCCGUUUGAGUCUAGAGUGAACAUCUCUAGAGGCUUCUCCCUUUAAAUAACACACUGCCUUUGACUUGGACAGCUCUUCGUCAGCAGACUUUCUGGUUAAAAGUCUCAGGUCUAGAAAACUGGAGCCCUGAAUUGACCAAUAGAGGUCCAACGAGGAUAUGGGAAACUUGAUAUCUUUCAAGAUUAUGGAGUUAUACUCUUCAUAUUCUAUUUUUUGUCUUUUUUUUCUUGUGACCAGAGCAUAUGUCUGCAAGGCAGACCAGGAGCGUGGACCGACCCGUGUCUGUCUGAAACGGAGACACUUGGGGCCAAUUGGACUUUAUGAACCGCUAUUGGCUUUCAGCAACAGGAGGAUCACUUGUUGGACUCUUUUCUUAAUUUUUGUUUUUAUUAGAAACUCUGUAACCAAAAAUAUAUAAAGAUUUUUAAGAGGAGGUCUGUUACAUGUUGCAAAAAACCACCCCACCAUCCCAUGAUCCCUGUUCUUAAACCGUUCAUUUCAAAAGAGGGGAUGUUUUCCCCCCAUCAAACACACUAGUUACUUGCUGGCGGUCGUCACAUUUUCAGAUAGCUUUCAGUUCAGAGAGAUCGAUAUCCUUCACCGAUAACGUAUUUGACUUUCUCACGCCGUCUGCGCAAAAGUGUAAAAUCGGUGUUUCAGUUAUUACCCGCGCAACCAUUUGGAUUCCUUGUAAUUUGAGGCACUUUUAUGAAUUUAUUCAGCUUUGCCUGAAGGGAUAUAUAAGGGUUGGAAGGGAGCUCUGAAUGAACCACAAUCUCACAAAGUACUCUAUAUACGUGUUUUGUUUUGUUAUUUUUUAUGUUGAGAGGGAUAGUAGGACAGGAAAUUGACUCAAACAGCUCAAUAUGUCGUAGCACGGGCGCUAACCGCUAGCAGUGUUUUUCAAAGGAUUCAAGACUUUGUCCUGACGAAAGAGAAUUUCAAAACAUUUGCAUAUUUUAAUGAUACAGAAUGCGUUUUUAAUUAAAAGAGGAUGAAACAUUUGUACACCUCA